GCGCCCCACCUCGUGGUCCUCGCCGGGGCGGAGCCCUCGGCCGUCGGAGCGCACUGGGCGAGCGGCGAGCGUGGUGGUUACUCUGGUUACUGCCGAAGCGCCGGGUCGGGGAGGGCAGCGGCUUCCCGCGAGGAGGCCGUCAGGGGUCGCCGCCCUCUGAGGAAGCUCCCUGGAGACCGCCGUUCACCGGCUGGGAAACGGAGGCACGGACUGGAAGGUUCGGGGGCUGGUGACUCGGAGCUUUUGCGGAGCGGCCGCGCUUGUGUGCGCGGGGGCCGCAGUCUCGAGUCCGAGGCAGUCCCGGCGCGGGGCGGCAUCUCUCCGCGCUCCCGUCCCGGCCAAGCCACGCCCAGACGUUUCUUUCAUAGCCCCAUCCGCUUCUGAAAGGACACCUGCUGCAGGUGAGCGAGGACAGUUUUACUGCACGGCGAGCCCACAUCACUCUUAGGGACGCCACCAGCAGCAACCCAGGAGAAGCCCGUCCAGACGAAAUAAGUGGGAGUGCUGGAAAGAGGAGAGUCUGGUCGGGAGCUGUUGGAGCCGGCGAUUUUUUCAUACUGCUUUCUAAGUCCGGACACCUUUCCCCUCUUUCCAUACUUCUAUACCAACUUGAUAGGUUUUGUAGAUUCCUCUGAUUUGAAUUGUAAUCCUGUGGCGGUGUUUGCUGGAGUUUGGCCGGUUCCUCGUGCUCCUUUUGGUGACACAUUUUGGGGAGAACCUCGAGUCACCAAAAGCCUACAGAGAAAAAGAGGAUCUCAGCUUUGACCCGGGGACACCGGAGGAGCCUUUGUACCAUGUGGACUUUCUUGGGCAUUGCCACUUUCACGUAUUUUUACAAGAAAUGCGGAGACUUCGUCUUUUUUGCCAACAAGGAGCUGUUGCUGUGCGUGCUGGUGUUCCUGUCCCUGGGCCUGGUGCUCUCCUACCGCUGUCGCUACCGGAGCGGGGCCCUCCUGGGGCGCCAGCAGAGCGGCUCCCAGUUCGCGCUCUUCUCGGAUAUUCUGUCGGCCUUGCCUUUCAUUGGCUUCUUCUGGGCCAAGUCGCCCUCGGGAUCAGAAAAUAAAGAGCAGCUUGGGUCUAGGAGGCACAAAAAAGGAACCAGUGUUUCAGAAACAACCUUAAUAGGAGCAGCUGCCUCUUCAGUAUCUUUUCAAAAUGAUCCAGAAGUUAUCAUUGUGGGAUCUGGUGUAGUUGGCUCUGCUUUGGCGGCCAUGCUUUCCAGAGAUGGAAGAAAGGUGACAGUAAUUGAGAGAGAUUUAAAAGAGCCCGACAGGAUAGUUGGAGAAUUUCUGCAACCGGGUGGUUAUCAUGUCCUUAAAGACCUUGGUCUUGAAGAUGCAGUGGAAGGUAUUGAUGCCCAGGUGGUAGAUGGCUACAUAAUUCAUGAUCAGGAAAGCAAAUCAGAGGUUCAAAUUCCUUACCCUCUGUCCGAAAACAGUCAAGUGCGGAGUGGAAGAGCUUUCCAUCACGGAAGAUUCAUUAUGGGUCUGCGGAAAGCAGCUAUGGCAGAGCCGAAUACAAAGUUUAUUGAAGGCAUCGUGCUACAGUUACUAGAAGAAGAUGAUGCUGUGAUAGGAGUUCAGUACAGGGAUAAAGAAACUGGGGACAUCAAGGAACUCCACGCUCCAUUGACUAUUGUUGCAGAUGGACUUUUUUCCAAGUUCAGGAAAAACCUGAUCUCUAAUAAAGUUUCAGUUUCAUCUCAUUUUGUUGGCUUUCUAAUGAAGAAUGCACCACAGUUUAAAGCAAAUCAUGCUGAACUUAUUUUGGCUAAUCCAAGUCCAGUUCUUAUCUACCAGAUUUCAUCUGAUGAAACUCGAGUACUUGUUGACAUUCGAGGAGAAAUGCCCAGAAACCUAAGAGAACACAUGGCUGAAAAAAUUUACCCACAAUUACCUGACCACCUCAAAGACCCGUUCCUGGAAGCCACUCAGAAUUCCCGUUUGAGAUCUAUGCCGGCAAGCUUUCUUCCCUCCUCACCAGUAAACAAGCGAGGUGUUCUUAUUUUGGGAGAUGCAUAUAAUAUGAGGCAUCCUCUUACUGGAGGAGGAAUGACUGUUGUUUUUAAAGAUCUGAAACUAUGGAGAAAGUUGCUAAAGGGUAUCCCUGACCUUUAUGAUGAUGCAGCUGUUUUCCAGGCCAAAAAAUCAUUCUAUUGGGCGAGAAAAACAUCUCACUCCUUUGUUGUGAAUAUCCUUGCUCAGGCUCUUUAUGAAUUAUUUUCUGCCACAGAUGAUUCCCUACAUCAACUCAGGAAAGCCUGUUUUCUUUAUUUCAAACUUGGUGGAGAAUGUGUUGCUGGUCCUGUUGGGCUGCUUUCUGUCCUGUCUCCUAACCCUUUCAUUUUAAUUGGACACUUCUUUGCUGUGGCGAUCUAUGCCACAUAUUUCUGCUUUAAAUCGGAACCUUGGAUUACAAAACCCCGAGCCAUUUUCAGAAGUGGUGCUGUAUUGUACAAAGCAUGUUCUGUAAUAUUUCCUCUGAUUUACUCGGAAAUUAAGUACCUGGUCCAUUAAACUUACAGGGGAGCCAUUUGCAAACGACUAUUUGGAACUCACCAAGUCCUAAGAAACUUUUUUGGAAGAAGACGUACAUAGCAUAGAACUAUCCCACUUCUAAAGUGGAAACUCUUGGACCAAGAUUGGGGUUAAUUCGUUUUUGAAGUUAUUUGUAUAUAAACAUGUAAAUACAUACUUUGCAAUUUAAAAUGAAGGGUAAAAUAGACAUUUAAAAGAAAUGAUUGUUAUCUUAAAUUACUGCUAACACUGAAGAACUGCAGUUUUUCUUUUGAAUUCAGUAGCUGGGAGGAGUCAUUGUGGGACAUGCAAAUAAAGUGGAGAAUGAA
This is a messenger RNA of Neomonachus schauinslandi (Hawaiian monk seal), 2845 nucleotides long. It is a transcript of the gene SQLE, whose product is annotated as squalene epoxidase. The record is from RefSeq and is a predicted model, not a curated record. Gene Ontology annotation, cellular component: membrane; endoplasmic reticulum. Lineage: Eukaryota; Metazoa; Chordata; Mammalia; Carnivora; Phocidae. Gene Ontology annotation, biological process: cholesterol metabolic process; sterol biosynthetic process. The transcript has 11 exons. Gene Ontology annotation, molecular function: FAD binding; squalene monooxygenase activity. Bases 795 to 2516 code for a protein of 573 amino acids.